GACGUGGUCGCAUCGUGAUGCGGGUGUGGUUCUCCCAAGGAUGCAGACGGCUUCGGACACAGCUUGCAGGUUCCCCAUCCGACCCUCAUCAGGAUCUCAAAGUCCUCCUGGGGAUUCCUGGUGGAGAAAUCCUGUGUGGCUCCAUGCUGGACAUCCAUGCUGAAGAGUACAACCCAGAAAACCUGGCGACGUUGGAGCGUUACGUGGAAACACAAGCCAUAGAAAAUGCGUACGACUUGGAGGCCAACUUGGCCAUUCUGAAACUGUACCAGUUCAACCCCCCCUACUUCCAGACGAACGUGACUUCUCAGAUCCUGCUGAAGGCCCUCACCAACCUGCCGCACACCGACUUCACCCUCUGCAAGUGCAUGAUUGACCAGACACACCCAAAGGAGAGUCCCAUCAGCAAGAUCCUGUACCUGGGCAACCUGCUGGAGACCUGCCACUUCCAGAGUUUCUGGACGAGUCUCAAGAAGAAUCAUGAGCUCAUCAAUGGAAUUACAGGUUUCGAAGACUCAGUCCGCAAGUUCAUCUGUCACGUGGUUGGCAUCACCUACCAGACUAUAGAGCGCCACCUGCUGGCCGAGAUGCUGGACACACAGGUGGAGGUGUGGAUGAACAAGUACAACUGGACGGAGACCGAGGAAGGACAGAUCUUCAUCUUCAACCAGGAGGAGAGCGUCAAGCCCAAAAACAUUGUGGAGAAGAUCGACUUUGAGAGUGUGUCAAGCAUUAUGGCGACGUCUCAGUGACACACACAAUAAACCUGGUUAUUUGAUCCUCUCACACUUUUUACAAUAAAAGUAAAUUAUCA
Molecule: messenger RNA, 814 nt
Organism: Nerophis lumbriciformis (worm pipefish)
Lineage: Eukaryota; Metazoa; Chordata; Actinopteri; Syngnathiformes; Syngnathidae
Gene: eif3k
Product: eukaryotic translation initiation factor 3, subunit K
Biological process (GO): regulation of translational initiation
Cellular component (GO): cytoplasm; eukaryotic translation initiation factor 3 complex
Molecular function (GO): ribosome binding; translation initiation factor activity
Source: RefSeq, a predicted model, not a curated record